Molecule: messenger RNA, 4957 nt
Organism: Neodiprion fabricii
Lineage: Eukaryota; Metazoa; Arthropoda; Insecta; Hymenoptera; Diprionidae
Product: GRB10-interacting GYF protein 2-like
Exons: 16
Coding region: 198-4544 (1448 amino acids)
Molecular function (GO): protein binding
Source: RefSeq, a predicted model, not a curated record
AAGAUCUUCCGAGGUCUUCCACUUUCGUACAAGUGGCGCCUUGUACGGGGAUUUGGGUUUGGCUUUAAAUCUCUGAUCACGUGACAAAAAACACUACGCAUGCGUUCAGCGUUCUAUCUCAAAAAACCCAUCGGCCAUAUUGGUGUGUUGUUUCAUUCGCCCAAUAAUUCCGAACCCCAAUAAGCUAACUUUGCGAGAUGACGGAAUCAAUGAGAUUUGGUCCAGAGUGGUUGCGCAACUUGUCAGGAGACGGUUGCAAUACCAGCGGAGGAGGGGGAGGACCUAGUAUCCUGACCACCCCUCGUUACCAGCUAGCUGAGCAUAGAUACGGUCGAGAAGAGAUGUUAGCUCUGUUUGACCGGAAUUAUAAAGCACCCGAACCACUCGCUUCUUUUCCUGCCCUCUACAUUAUACAAGCUCAACAACCGCUGGCACUCACACCAAUGACAGAAGAAGAAGCGCGCUCCUGGAAUAGUGGUUUAACAAACAAUGUGGGCAGAGGGAGAGGGAGCAGCGUUGAUCGUGGAGGACGAGGCAGAGGUGGGAGAGGUGGCAUUUAUCCGACUCAUUACUCCCGAGGAGCCAUCUUUGACGAGCCAGGCGAUGGACCGAGAAUUGAGCCACAACCUUUUCCGGUAGAUCUCAGUUUUAUUCUUAACAGAAUAAAUGAAGCUUCGAAGCAGUUUCAUGGCACCGUUGAUUUCAAUUCUCAGGGGAGAACUAGACCAUUCGACAGAUCACAGAGUGAACGAGGUUGGUCAGAGAGAAAUGGCGGACCUGAACCUGGAGAUUGGAAUGGUUCUACUAGUCCCAGAAAAGAAUUAGGACGAGGUGGAGGCGGCGGGUCAUUCGUGGAAGGGAACUGGCGACGCCAGCGUGCUGGCGAAGACGACGAUGGAUGGAGAGUGGCUUCUAGUAAUCGUGGUGAAAAAUGGGUUAGAAGCAGUUGGCGUGAUGGUGGUGGCUCGGAGAGGGGCGAUCGAUUGGAACGACCUGAUGGCGUGGAGGGAGAAGAGGUGAGAAGUGGUACACGUUGGGAGCACAGGGCUAGCCACAGGUCCUCUCACGAAUUAUCUCAUCAUCCACCGACUCGAACUCUUCGGACUUGGGAACCUAACCAUCACGACAACCAUGACAACCUACCUGAGUGGUCUUACUCUUGCAGGGCAACGGAGAAUCCUAGCGAGAGCGGCGGAAGCUUCGACGCGUCGGGAGCAUUUCACGGAGGGAUGUAUUCGGACGACGACGAAGACGGAAUAAUUAGCGCUGGGGGUAAUCGAGAAUCGAGGAUCCGUCACAUGUCAGAAGGAAAUAAUUUAAGCAAUUCUAAACCAUCCUCAAAACCCUUGCCUAUUAACCACGGACAAACUCCCCAAACUUCCAAUCGUCGUGCUAACAUAACUGCCAGUAGUACUGGGAUUAGAGAGCGACCAAAAUCCCUUCAAACUUUUGAGGACAAAGAGAGUCCUGAGGUGCAGGAUAAACGUAGCGUAUCACCCUCAAAACCACUGCCUACUCAAAGUAAUACUCCGUUGAAAGGUUCAUCGCCUGUGGUUAACUCGUUACCAAGAAAAGUUCAAAGUGCCACCAAUUUAGACAAAGUUUCGGACAAGAAUCCAGUUAUGCAAAAUACACGAAACUCUAACAAAACUCCUGGGGAUACACCACUGGCCAAAGAGGCCAGAACGGACAAUACGAUAAACGAAUCAUCUGUUGUGGGUAACAAUGACAAGCCAGUCUUACAUUCCGGUUUAAAAAAGAGUAAAAGUACUUUAGGAAUGAUAUCUGUCACUAAUGUUAGACAAAAGUCUGAGGACGAUUUAGAUAGGAUGAAGGAAGAGGCAGACGCGUUAGUGGCUAAACUAAUGGCUGAUGAAGAAACCCACAAAGAUCAACGAUCCAAUAUUCCACCUUCGGCGAACAACCCAGUUCCCAGUAUCGCGUCGGCCACUCAAGAGAAAUGGUUCUACCGAGACCCUCAAGGUGAAGUUCAGGGACCAUUUUUGGCUAGCGAAAUGUCGGAAUGGUUAAAAGCUGGAUACUUUAACGUUAAUCUACUUGUAAGAAGAGCCUGCGACGAAAGGUAUUCCAUGCUCGGUGAUCUCAUCAAAAUGUGGGGCAGAAUACCAUUCAUACCUGGUCCACCCGUACCUCCUUUAAAGGUAACGGAACCAGUCGCAAUUCCAGUACCCGUCGCAAUUCCUGGUGCCCUUCCGAAAGCUGGAAUGGAGGAUCCGUCGGUCCUGUAUCAGUACCAACAAAUGUGUUUGCUUCAAAAUCAACUGCUUUUCCGACACGUGCGCUCAGCAGUUAUAAACAAGCUGUCACAGUCUGAACAAUGGACUUCCAUGAGUCCUGCAGACCAAAACCAAUUAAUACUCCAACACAUGCUGCAGCAACCUGAGAUGGCAGAAAUAUCCCCAAUGACUGUUAAUCCAUUUGUACCUACGCUCACUGCCCAACCAGCAAAUCCCAUAAUGCAAUUAUUCACACAGAUGCAACAGGCAAAAACUCAAUCUGAGAAUCACCUCCCGCCAACUAUGCAUCCGACGACGCCAACCCAUCCCGGAACGAUAGACACCGUCCAACAACUUAUGCAACAAAUGAGAGGCAUACAAAAUUUACACGGCAUUCAGCAGCCCAGCAUGACACCUACCCCUGCCAGCACGCCUGAAGAUAAUCCCAUCAAAUCGUUGCUGCGACAGCUCAAUGUUAAUGGACACCCACAAGCCACACAAAUCGAGUCUGUCUGGCCUCAUCCCCCCCCACCGCAAAUGGCACCACCUCAAUUUGGCAAUCCGAAUUGGCAAUCCCAGAUGGGCCCUAUUCCUGCCAUGCCCCCUGGCCAAUUGCCUAAUUCACUUUGGGAUCUACAUACUAAAGAAAUGAAGACUGAACAACAGAUACUAGAGGAGCAAAAACUUAAAAUACAAGAGGAGAAAAAGAAAGCGCAACUCAAGAAACAGGAAGAAUUGAAAAGACAAGCGGAUGAAGAAAGCGCUAAGAGGAAACAAGACGAGGAGGCAGAGAAAGCAAGAUUGGCUGAAGAGGCGGCAAAGCGUACGGAAGAGGAGAGAAAAAAGAAAGAAGAAGAGAAGAAACGAAAGGAGGAAGAGAAGCGCAAGCAAGAGGAGGAACUGAAGAAGAAGGAGGAGAAAAAGCGCAAAGAGGAGGAGAGAAAGCGGGAGGAAAAGAGAAAACAAGAUGAGGAAAAUAACCGUAAGAAACAGGAGGAAGAGAAGAGAAAGAGGGAAGAGGCUAAGAGACAAGAAGAGAAACAGAGAAAGGAGAAAGAGAAGAGAAAAAAGUUGGAAGAAGAACAAAAACGUGAAGAAGAAGAACGAAUUAAGAAAGAGGAGGAGGCCCGCAGAAAGACAGAAGCCGAAGAGCAAGCAAAGCGAGCCGAGCAACGGAGGCGGGAAGCAGAGGCACUUAGAAAAUUGCAAGAGCGCAGCAAGGCUCCUUGGGCUCAGACUCCUCACGCUCCAGCUCCAUCUUCUCACGCGUCACUUGCUGAGAUACAAAGGCUUGAACGAGAAAAGAAGGCUGAAGAAUUAAGGGUACAGCAACUGAUGCAACAACAAAUGGCACAGCAAAGAACUGCAGAAGUGGCCCAGGAUGCAGCAAUGGCAGAAAUAUCGAAAGGUCUGCAACUGAAAUGGGCAGAAAAAGCAGCUCCGGUCUCAAAGCCAGUGGUAAAAAGUUUAGCGCAGAUUCAACAAGAAGAGCAAGAGCGUCUCGCCAAGCAGCAAGAAAGGGAAAGACAGGAAAAGGCUGCGCAAAAGGAACCAGUAGUGCCACUACAAAGCGCCGGUAUCUGGGGCACUGCUGCCCAGUCUUUGAACUGGAACAGUGCUACGAACGCUAACAACCAGGCCUGGUCUAAUAGCACGAAUACUACCACUGGCGGUUUCUGGGAUGAUCCUAUAUCAGCGAAGAUGAAUCCAACACCAAAACACUCCGCUAAACAAUUGGCAACCAUCAAAGCCCCUGUAAAUACCGUUCAGCAACCUCAACAACCACAACAACAACAGCAGCAGCAACAAAAUAACAAACCCACCAAAAGUAAAAACAAAAAAGAAGGGGAAUUGGUCAAGAAAAUCUUCGAACAAAAUACUGCCAAGCCAGACGACUUCACUCAGUGGUGUAACAAAGCCUUGGGUGGCCUUCAGGCGUCUGUUGAUAUUCCGACAUUCGUUGGCUUCUUACGAGACAUCGAGUCAGCUUACGAGGUGAAGGAAUACGUUAGAUUGUACCUGGGUGACAAUAAGCAGUGCAGCGAAUUUGCGAAACAAUUUCUCGAGAAGCGUAGCAAGUGGAGAUCUGCUCAACGUCCUCAUCCUCAAGCUGAUGAUCUCUGCAAGCCUGCUCCUGCUGUCAACCCUAACGCGACAGCGACCGAAUUUCAGGAAGUCAAGGGAAAAGCAAAAAAGCCAAAAAAAGGAAAAAUGUACAAAGUGGACAGCACGAUCCUUGGUUUUAGCGUCACUGCUGCACCGGAUCGCAUCAAUGUUGGUGAUCGCGACUACGGAGAGGGCGUUUGAAUACGACGUCAUCUGAAAUCUGCUAAUUAUCAAUUUUAUACAACUUGAGAGGAAAUUAUGCCGCACCUACAAUUGUUCAGCAGACCGUUAUUUAUUUAUUAAGUCCAUCCAGUCGGCUUCUAGAGCAUUCGUUAAAAAAUAUUUCAAUUUAUGUAUAAAUUAAAAAGGAAAGUUUUCUACGAAAUUGAUAUGAGAUUUUUGAAAAACGUCUCGGGUGAUUUUAUGUUUUUAACGAAAGUUUUAGAAACAUUCAUUCAACGUUGUGCAGCCUCGUUUUCUCUGUAGUUGAUAUAUUCAGCUUGUAUGAAAAAAUACUUCUUGGGACAAAAGUGGAUGUUGUAAAAACUGAGGAAAGUAAAGAAAAAAAAAACGGUAGUGUGAAAUUAUGUCUUCUGAAAAUAUUGUAAUCUUAC